AUGCGUGUCCUUGUAACUGGUGCUGCCGGCUUCAUCGGCCAGCUCGUCGCCAAGGCCCUUCUCAAUGACGACAAGGGCACUUACACGGUCAUUCUGACGGAUGUCGUGGAGCCCCCGGUCCCCAAGGGAGUCAGGUUUCCGGAUAAUGCAAAGUGUAUCAAAGUGGACUUGCUUACCGGCUCUUCCAGCGUUGUGGAUGAUGAUUUGGAUGCUGUCUACGUCCUUCAUGGCAUCAUGUCGGCUGGUGCCGAGGCGGACUUUGAGCUAGGCAUGAGGGUCAACUUCGACGCAACCCGCGCCCUCCUCGACGCCCUCCGCCAGACCUGUCCCGGCGUGCGAACAAUCUUCACAUCCAGCCAGGCCGUGUACGGCGGCGAGUUUGCCGAGCCGGUAGAUGAAUCCGUGCACCCUACGCCGCAAUCUUCCUACGGCGCGGAGAAAAUGAUGUGCGAAUACCUCAUCAACGAAUACACCCGCCUGGGCUUCAUAAACGGCCUUGUUCUCCGGCUUCCCACCAUCUCGGUGAGACCGGGCAAACCUACAGCGGCCGCUUCAAGCUUCUUGUCCGGCAUGAUUCGCGAGCCGAUGCAGGGUCUGCCGUGUACCAUUCCCCUAAGGGACCGCGCCUUCAGGCACUGGCUAUGUUCGCCAAGAACCCUCGUGGGCAAUCUUCUUCAUGCGUUGACCCUGCCGAGGGAUGCGCUGCCCGUGUAUAAUCGGGUUUUGAACGCGCCCGGGAUGGGUGUUUGUGUGCAGGAUAUGAUGGAUUCUUUAGCGAGGGUAGGCGGAGAAGACAAGUUGGAGUUGUUGAUGGAGGAGGACGAUGACAAGUUGAAGGGGAUAUUGUACUCGUGGCCGACAAAGUUUGACAACACCAAGGCGUUGGGAUUGGGGUUCAAGAGGGAUGACUCGUUUGACGAUAUUGUCAUGGACUUUAAACGAGAACUUGAGUCUUUGGGGCCUGCCUAG
Metarhizium brunneum ARSEF 3297 is the source of this 969-nucleotide messenger RNA. Its product is annotated as D-erythronate dehydrogenase. The record is from RefSeq and is a predicted model, not a curated record. NCBI's taxonomy places the organism in Eukaryota, Fungi, Ascomycota, Sordariomycetes, Hypocreales, Clavicipitaceae.